Molecule: messenger RNA, 684 nt
Organism: Fonsecaea nubica
Lineage: Eukaryota; Fungi; Ascomycota; Eurotiomycetes; Chaetothyriales; Herpotrichiellaceae
Exons: 1
Coding region: 1-684 (227 amino acids)
Source: RefSeq, a predicted model, not a curated record
AUGGCGCCGAUCCCUUCUCUCGGUGCAAUUGCCGACCUCAAUGCCCUCAGUGUUACAUCCAGACGGCUUGUUACUCGCUCCCUAACCUCCGAGUCCCUCGUUGCAGCCAUUAUCGUCCUCUCGGUGAUCUCCACUCUUCUGCUGGGCAGCAUGGUUUUCCUCUUGGCCAGAAUUUGGAAGCAGGUGGUGGCCAAGAGAACCCGUUCCCAUCCCCCCGACGCAUCCAAAAAUGACAGCGCAAACUCUGAGCGCAAGCAGAGUGACUGGGCCAGGAAGAAUAGUAACGUGCUGUGGUCCCUGUAUAUCGAAGAGGACGAUUUGAAAGCUCAAUUCGCCGUGUCGCCAAAGUCCAGGCUGUUCUCCAUUGGAUCUGUCUCCACGGCUGAUCAGGGAAGGUGUCCUUUGGAUCGUCGACAAUCACACGACAACACACUGGCCCAACACAAGAUUGUCGAUGACAAGAAUCCUCAGAACGAGGAAUCAACGGCCGAUCUGCGCAGUCGAACUCCAUUCGAGCACCAGACGACUCCGACAAAGAACGUCGCUCGUGCGCGAGCCCUGUCUCAGCCUUGCAACCACAGACAUAGUACGUCAAUCGAGGAGCUGGUGAGGCGCAAACAAAGUGUACCUGCGCGAAUCGACGAGGAGGCUUUUGGAGGCUAUGACCAUUACGGAGGGCCGUGA